Populus euphratica (Euphrates poplar) is the source of this 910-nucleotide messenger RNA. RefSeq names its product calcium-transporting ATPase 12, plasma membrane-type-like. Gene Ontology annotation, molecular function: P-type calcium transporter activity. The record is from RefSeq and is a predicted model, not a curated record. Gene Ontology annotation, cellular component: plasma membrane; intracellular membrane-bounded organelle. Lineage: Eukaryota; Viridiplantae; Streptophyta; Magnoliopsida; Malpighiales; Salicaceae. The transcript has 2 exons. The coding region runs from base 24 to 740 and encodes 238 amino acids.
GUAGUAGUGAAAUAAGUCAGGAGAUGGACCUUGAGUCUCAAGAGACAGGGCCAGCGAUUCCAGCACCAAGAAAGAUUUUCCGGCCUGUUGUUUUGGUUAUACUAGCUGUGCGCACUUUCUCCUCCAAAGCCUUCAACAAUAAGGAGUCUAUUGAUUCUCUAGGAGUCUCGCUGUUAUCUCCAUCUCACAGGAACUUGGAGGUACCUGAAAUUGAAGAAAUCUCACCAACACGUCAAGUUUGUCUUGAUAUCCCUUCCAAUUAUGAGGUCGGCAAUGCAACGAGCGAUAUCAAACAACAACAUGAAAACAUUGCCAAUAUAGUAAAGGGACGGGACCUACAUUCCUUGCAUGCAUUUGGUGGCGUCCGAGGUAUUGCAGAGGCUUUUCAGACAGAUUUAGAGAAUGGAAUCACUGGAGAGAUUGAAGAUCUAAGUCGACACAGAGCCAAUGCAGUCUACGAAACUCCAGUCCCUGCAUCAAGAAACUUCUUGAAGUUGCUCAUGAAAUCCAGCAAUAGGCACACCAUCUUCCUUCUCAUUGUAUCAGCAGCGCUGUCCCUUGGCUUCGGGAUCAAGGAGGAGGGCCCGAGGACUGGUUGGUAUGAAGGAGUCCUCAUAACCCUUGCAAUCAUCGUACUUGUGAUUGUUCCAGCUGUGCGUGGAUUUCUGGGUGAAAAUUCAGAGAACCUGUUAGGAGAGCGGAGACAACGGAGAAAAGAGAGAUGGAAGUCAAUGUUUUAAGAGGAGGAAAACAGCUGAAAUUAACAGCGUUAGAUCUUGUGAUUGGAGACAUAGUUUCCUUGAAAAGGGGGUGCCCUAUUCCUGGGGAUGGUUUGUUUGUAUCUGGCGAAGACUUAAAAUUGGAUGACAGCUUUCCAUCCAUUGUUAAUAAAGAUAAUCCAUUUCUCUUC